CUGAAGCAACUUAGCAGUAGCAGCAGCAACGUAUGUAAAAUACCUAUUUUUACUUGCAAAUUUGCUGUAUGACUCAGGGAACUCAAACAGGGCUCUGUAACAACCUGGAGGAGUGGGAAAGGGUGAGAAGUGGGAGGGAGUCCAUCACAAACUCCCUAUCCCUUUCCCCCUCCUGUUGCCUAUAUUUUCAAGAAGACCUCUCCAGCCCACAGUUUCAUAAAUAUUCUAAGUUUUUGUCUACUUUGUAUGCACAUUUCUUCUGUCUAAUACACACCCAGUCACACUCACAUCCACAGUUAGUGGAUAGUUGGAUAAUCAGAGCAUCAGUGGACCAGUAAUUGAUGUGCAGGUAUGCGGCAGGGGGACGGGGGUGGCAAGGGGACUCAGUGUGUCGAGAGUUUACAUCAUCCUCCUGUCCAACCUCACAUCCGACAUAAACUAAGUAUUAAAAAUUGUGUGCUAAAUUCUGACUUUUAUUGGGUUGGCCACAAAGUUCAUUUGGGUUUUUUCCAUCGGAUGGUACAGAAAACCUGAAUGAACUUUUGGCCAACCAAUACAUUUUUCCAGCUCAGAUGACAUCUCUGUUCUCCCAGUUACUUAAGAAGGAAGCGCAGGUGUUCCCUGCACUGUCCCAUAUCCCAUCACACUCAAAUCUCCAGGACUCUAUAUCCUAAGCAUCUCUGUCCACUCCUCCCAUGACCCUGUGGCCACCUGCUUGCUUCAAGAUGCCAUCAUCUCCCUGUGAAUCUCUGCAGCCCUGGCCUCUCAGGCUUCUGACUCAUCCCCUCCCACAGCAGUCUCCACCAUGCAAAGAGGAAUCAUUCUAAAAUGCAAACCCCACCUCCUCUUUCCCACAGCCCCCCCACUGCCCCACAGUCCAAAACUCCCACACUCAGCUGAGACUGUCCUUCAGGAGCCUGGCCACUCUCGUCUUAAAAAAAAAAAAAAAAGGGCAGACUCAUUUCUCAAAUUGUGUAUCCCAGCUCCACACUUUGUUCAGAGAAAACUAAAGUCCUUUGAAAAACACCAAGCUCUCUUUUCUGUCGAUCUCAACCUUGGCUCUGCUCUCCCCUCACCCCUUAAAAACUGAAAACGCACCUGCCCAGCUACUACCUCUGGGUGAUUCUGUUUCAGAAGGUCAAAUGCGAUCCCCAGGAACACAUUCUACAGAUAAUUCCCACAGCCACGUGUAGAACCACUGCUUUUAGCCCCCAGGCUGUAAGCAUGUUAUUCCCUCUGCCCCUAUUCCUCUUCUCUCUCCAUCAACCCCAGCCCUCACUUCACCACUGGCCAUCACCUCUGUUCUUUGAAGUCAAAGCUUAGAAGCCCCUUCCUCCAGGAACUUCCCUUGACCAGCAUGUUAGGGAGCCCCCUUAGAGCUCCCCCAGCCCCUGGCAUUCCCCGAUUCAAGCAUGCAUCACACUGUAAUAAAAACUGCUGGAUUUCUCAUCUCCCACCCCAGACUCUGAGUCUGGGAGAAACAAGGAUGGUGUGUCUGUUUUGCUCACCACUGAAUUUCCUGCACGGGGCAGAAAUCUAACACAUGGCAGGUGCUUAAUAAAUGUUUGCCACCAAAAAAGAAAAAGAAUGAACAAAUAAUACGUGGACGAAAGGAUGGCUGUGGCCGUUUCCAUGACAAAAACUGCUCAGCCCAGCCAGAGGACGGGUGAGUGGUCUGACCAGCAGAGGGCAGUAGGCUGCUUUUGAAUCUCUGGGUCCGAUUCCUGGGAGCCGGUUCUGCUGUCAGUCAGAAAGACGACCGAUGCUCAGUGGUCAUUUCGCCGCUCUGAAGAUUAAGUAGGAGUUGUUUGCCUCCAGCCAAUGUAUAAAAACUGAGUGUUUCCCCCGCACUCCUCACAACAGGUACCACGUCCCCCGUCUUGCUAUGAAAACUGUUUUAACUGUAGCAGCUAGUGGCUGGUUUUCUGUUCCCAGGUUGGGAUGUGAGAGGGGGAAAGAGAGAGAGAGAGACAGAAGGAAGCUAAGAAGGGAGAGAGCGAGAUAACUUUCUCUAAAACUGAUCGUCCUGGAGAAGCACAGGGAAGUUUUCUGUAAGAAUCCAAGCUGACUUUUUCCUCUGUCUCGCAUUCUCUCUCUCUCCCGACCUGUCUCUUUCUCUCCCUCUCUCCAUCCUUUUAUUCUGGGGAAGAACAAAAUCUAACACUGGACAAGCUUGUACCCUGGACAAGCAUCUGAAACCAGGAUCCGGGGGGAGAUUUUUUUUCUUUCCUGAAAGCAGCAGCAACAGCAGCAGCCACAGCCUCAGGACCCUGCUGGAGACCCCGCUCCGAUCAGCCAGCUGCCUGUAAGCGAUGAAUGCUUCGUGCUGUCUGCACUCGGCUCAACCAAAGCUGCCUAACAACUCAGAGCACGUCGCUGCCCCUUCCUUCAGCAACCAGAGCAGCAGCCGCUUCUGUGAGCAGGUCUUCAUCAAGCCCGAGGUCUUCCUGGCCCUGGGCAUCAUCAGCCUGCUGGAAAACAUCCUGGUCAUCCUGGCCGUGGUCAGGAACGGCAACCUGCACUCCCCCAUGUAUUUCUUCCUCUGCAGCCUGGCCGUGGCCGACAUGCUGGUGAGCGUGUCCAAUGCCCUGGAGACCAUCAUGAUCGCCGUGGUCAACAGCGACUACCUGACCUUGGAGGACCAGUUCAUCCAGCACAUGGACAAUGUCUUUGACUCCAUGAUCUGCAUCUCCCUGGUGGCCUCCAUCUGCAACCUCCUGGCCAUUGCGGUUGACAGGUACAUCACCAUCUUCUACGCACUCCGCUACCACAGCAUCAUGACCGUGAGGAAGGCACUGGCCCUGAUCGUGGCCAUCUGGCUGGGCUGCGGCAUCUGCGGUGUGGUGUUCAUCGUCUACUCCGAGAGCAAGAUGGUCAUCGUGUGCCUGGUCACCAUGUUCCUUGCCAUGCUGCUGCUCAUGGGCACCCUCUAUGUGCACAUGUUCCUCUUCGCCCGGCUGCACGUCAAGCGCAUCGCCGCGCUGCCACCCGCUGAUGGAGCGGCCCCGCAGCAGCACUCCUGCAUGAAGGGGGCGGUCACCAUCACCAUCCUGCUGGGGGUCUUCGUCUUCUGCUGGGCCCCCUUCUUCCUCCACCUCGUCCUCAUAAUAACCUGCCCCACCAACCCCUACUGUGUCUGCUACACUGCCCACUUCAAUACCUACCUGGUCCUCAUCAUGUGUAACUCCGUCAUCGACCCGCUCAUCUACGCCUUCCGGAGCCUGGAGCUGCGCAACACCUUCAAGGAGAUCCUCUGCAGCUGCAAUGGCAUGAACUUGGGAUAAGACAUGGGGCCGCGGCAAGGGUUCUCAGUCUGGUCACUUUCUACCCUCCAGCUGGCCCAGGUGUUUAGCAACAAGGCAGAUAACUACUUAUAAGACAUAAAAAAGAGUGUUACCAGUCAUGAUCCUAGGUGUCUUUUUAUUUUUAAGCUUGCAGAGAGCCUUUGGUUGAAAGGGGAAAAUGGUAUAUAACAGGCUCUCUGAAAGGAUGCCUACGUGGGUAAGUCACAAGCUCUGAUUUCUCAAAUAGUCCCUGGGGGGAAUCCAUGGAGGCUGCUCUGAGUGCUGUCUGCAUUCAUUUCCAUGCACCCAGGGUCUUGGACCCCUGCCUGCGCCCUGCUUCCCACCCACUCCUUCAUGCUUCAGGUCAGACAGACCCAAGGAUUUGCAGUAACAGUAAGGGUAGCUGGAAUCUCCCCCAAGCAAACCUGUUACAGCUACCAACCCCCAGCUCGAAUGGCUUUACUCUCAUUUCAUAAGAAACUGGACUUCUAGUCUAUUACUCUAUUUAUGGUGAAAAUAACCCUAAAAACAAUGACCUCUUUGAGAAAGAAGUAAUGCUAUGCUGUGCCCCUCUUCUUGACUCCAUCGCCACCCCCCAGCCCCCGACAGAAAUAGGAUGGGGAUGGAACCCACUUCUAUUUUUGUUAUUAUUUUUGUGUUAUUCUAUUUUGUGCUAUUAUGAUUGUUUCUGUUGUUGUUGGGUUUGUUUGCAUUCAACACAGGGCAUCUUUCAAAACUCUAAUGAAAGAGAGAUAAAGAUCAGAACAAACCCAUGUACAAAGUAUUUUGAUACCUUGCUAUUUUAAGGUAUAUACUUCCCUAUUUUAAAAAGACAAAUUUUUCCUAUGGUUUCUUUUCUGUCUUUAAAACAAGAGAGGGAAUUGUGGGUGGGAGGGCAUGUGUCUCAAGAAAUUGCUGGAGUGUAGUUUCAGGGAGUUAAACUCUGAGCUGCCUGUGACUUCUUGAAAGCUGUUUUGCUCAUAAGAACUGUGUCUCUGACACGUCUUUUCUAUGUGAUGUGAUGAUGUAUGAAGGAGGACGGUUUCUGGUUCACCGUUCCUUUUGUAUGACAUGGUGUUAAAGUUGGGUGACCCUGUUGUCAAGGUCUACACUGAGUCAAGUAAAGAGAUUCACUCCUGUGAACACAGGGUGAGCCUUGCUGAUGAGCUCUGUCCAUAGCUGUGUGCUGCGAGCAUCUGUCAGACCCCCUUCCUCCCCAGAGGACUUCAGACUGUACUUUCUGGUUGUCCCCACGUUCCCCUCUCCCACGAAUUCUUACAUUAUGCUGUGUCUUCAGUAUACAACUGUGUAUUUUUCUUGUGCUGUAAUAUACUGAGGCUUGCUGUACUUGAUCUGUGCUAAUGUGAACAAUAGGAUUUGUUUCUUGCUUUGGUUGUGAUGUUUGGAAAUAAUAAAAAAAAAGGCUGUUGUGGCUGAUAAACGUGUGUCACAUUGAACCACACCACCCGGAAGCAUCCCACUGGCUUCUGCUCAUAGCCGUCUACUGCAAUUCCGUGACUAUUUUGUCAAUGGCAUAAACAUCCCCAUUGACAGCAUUUCUGGCCUUUUCUAGGGCAAUGCUUUUUAGCCAAACUACAAAACUCUCCCAUUUAGUUUCCAAAAAUAUCAAGCUGAGAUUCCUGGGCCACUGCCACUCUGCAUUAUUUUAAUCGAGACACCAAAUAAUAGGUCUUGUCCACUGCCUCCCGGAAAAUUGAUGUGGAAAAUGGGGAAUCAAAUUCUUUGAAAAUGGUAUU
Molecule: messenger RNA, 5041 nt
Organism: Bubalus bubalis (water buffalo)
Lineage: Eukaryota; Metazoa; Chordata; Mammalia; Artiodactyla; Bovidae
Gene: MC3R
Product: melanocortin 3 receptor
Exons: 1
Coding region: 2313-3284 (323 amino acids)
Biological process (GO): G protein-coupled receptor signaling pathway
Cellular component (GO): membrane
Molecular function (GO): peptide hormone binding; melanocyte-stimulating hormone receptor activity
Source: RefSeq, a predicted model, not a curated record